AUGUGCCUCUUGGCCUUGGCCUUGGCCCCCUUACUGUGCCUCGCCACAGCCUCUCCUUAUUAUGUCUACAAGUCCCCGCCACCUCCGCCUCACCGCCACCGCCACCACCAUCCCUGGCACCUCCCCCCGCCUCCACCGACCCAUGUGAAGCACCCCCCUUACCGAUACAAGUCCCCGCCACCCCCACCUCCGUCGCCGGUGUAUCAUCCCCCCUAUCACUACAAGUCACCACCGCCGCCGCCCACUCCGGUGUAUCAUCCCCCGUACCACUACAAGUCGCCACCGCCGCCGCCCACUCCGGUGUAUCAUCCACCCUACCACUACAAGUCGCCUCCGCCGCCGACUCCAGUGCACCGUCCACCCUACCACUACAAGUCGCCACCACCGCCACCCACUCCGGUGUAUCAUCCCCCGUACCACUACAAGUCUCCUCCGCCGCCAACUCCAGUGCACCGUCCACCCUACCACUACAAGUCGCCUCCGCCGCCGCCGACUCCGGUGUAUCAUCCACCCUACCACUACAAGUCACCACCGCCGCCGACUCCGGUUUAUCAUCCACCGUACCACUACAAGUCCCCGCCGCCGCCGCCGACUCCGGUGUAUCAUCCACCCUACCACUACAAGUCACCACCGCCGCCGACUCCGGUUUAUCAUCCACCGUACCACUACAAGUCCCCGCCGCCGCCGCCGACUCCGGUUUAUCAUCCACCGUAUCACUACAAGUCGCCGCCGCCGCCGCCGACUCCAGUGUAUCAUCCACCGUAUCUCUACAAGCCGCCGACUAAGCGCCACCCACCCCAUCACCACAGGCACCCCCCGCCGCCACAAGUCCAUCCUCCCUACCACUACAAACCUCCCAUCAUGCACCGUACCCCUCCACCGCCGCCGCACUCCGGCUACGUCUACAAGUCCCCGCCGCCGCCGCCGUACCACUCUUAA
This is a messenger RNA of Spirodela intermedia, 939 nucleotides long. The record is from the annotation of a GenBank genome assembly. Lineage: Eukaryota; Viridiplantae; Streptophyta; Magnoliopsida; Alismatales; Araceae.